AUGAGAACAGCCAAGCCCCCUUUCCCCCCCCCCCAGAAGGUUGUGUACCCGGCAUGGGCGAACCAGCGGAAACGCAGAUCUGCGGCCUACAAACCUACAGCAGCCCUCGACUGGUUGGUGCUGCUGGGCAGAUUUGAACCACCGGAGUACCCAGAGGUGGAAGACUUCCCUACAGGUCACAUACCUACGCGGUUAAUGAUGGGGCGUCAGUCCCAAAAACCGCUGCUGAAAUCGCCCUUUGGGGUCCAGGGACAUAGGUGCCAUGCUGCAACAACGACAACCGUCGCCCAAAAUGGCGGGAGCAGUGGAGCAACAAGUCGACAAGGUAUCUAUAGACCCCACAUCCCCUGA
This is a messenger RNA of Pelobates cultripes (western spadefoot toad), 351 nucleotides long. The record is from the annotation of a GenBank genome assembly. NCBI's taxonomy places the organism in Eukaryota, Metazoa, Chordata, Amphibia, Anura, Pelobatidae.